Saccostrea cuccullata (small rock oyster) is the source of this 1464-nucleotide messenger RNA. RefSeq names its product nodal-like. NCBI's taxonomy places the organism in Eukaryota, Metazoa, Mollusca, Bivalvia, Ostreida, Ostreidae. Gene Ontology annotation, cellular component: extracellular region. Gene Ontology annotation, molecular function: growth factor activity; cytokine activity. The coding region runs from base 284 to 1270 and encodes 328 amino acids. The record is from RefSeq and is a predicted model, not a curated record. The transcript is spliced from 2 exons.
ACUACUAUAUAAAGCAAGACUCUGUAGACCUUUUACUGGGAGAGCUUAAACGCUAUUCAACAUCGAUGUAUCUAUUAUAAAAAUUUCAUCCCGUUUAAAUGGUAACAACAACAGAGGGGGAUCAGGAGGGAUUAGUCGGACGGGCCUGGGAUCGGAGUGACACAGAUAGCUUCGGCGAUAGAGGAACGCCUGUAAUCCCCUUAAUUCCCCCUCACUCCUCUCACCUCACAUUGAAAUUGAACUGAUGCGAAAUCAGGUGUGUUAGAUCCAAAAUCUCCACAUCAUGGCCAAACUGACUUUGCUGACGAAAUUUUCAUUGCUUCUGCAUUCUGUGAUCGGUGCCACUCUUAGAGAUAAUUUACAUGGACUGAGUUCCCCGCACGUUUCACUCCUUUCGUCUACUAGACCUUUCCCUUUAAAUGAACAUUUGGAGGGAGCAAUGCCAUCACUAGGAAACGCCAACAAAUUUAUGCUGACAUUUUACCAGAAUUUGGUGGACGGACAUUCCCUGUCUAAAGCUGCUCAAUCCAACAUUGACAUCAAAGGGGAGGUCAACACAAUACGAAGUAUAGCACCACAAGAUGAUGUUUUCAAUAUCCGGGCACUUCCACCAACCGAUGAUGUGCACCACGUGGAACUUCGGUUUAAUACUCACACAUUUCGCAGGAGAUGGUUGAAAAUAGAAAUAAAGCGUAUGAAUAAAACCAUUCGAACAUUUCAGUGCAGUGCAUCUAAUAGUUACGAUAUCACAGCCUUCGUUCGACCUUGGAUAUCAAAAAUCGAGAAAGACUUGCAUGUAGAGGUGAAACAAAAUAAAGUCUCAAGAGAUGAUAGUAUAUUACUGAUAUUUUCAAAUGACAGAACACAGUUGAACAAACUAUCAAAAAUCAGUAAUGUUUCUGAGGAGAUAACUGAUGAACACCAUUCACGAAACAAAAGAGCAGCCCGUCGACGGAGGAGGGACUGCCACUUGUCCAACAUGCGUAUAAGCUUUUCAAACCUUGGCUGGGGACAAUAUAUUAUUUUUCCAAAGACUUACAACGCAAGGGUGUGUAAAGGAAUUUGUUCCACCAGUGUGACGCAGCAAAGAGCAGUAACAAACCAUGCAAUGAUGCAGAGUCUAAUGCGACAAUCGGCAAAAGGAAACUUUCCGCUACCGUGCUGUGUACCAAAGACUUUAAGUCCAUUAAGCAUUCUUUAUUUUGAAGAUGACCAGAUUCUUGUUAAACACCAUAAGAACAUGGUGGCUGAGGAGUGCGGAUGCGAGUGAAAUGAGAAGGCAGGGGAACAUAUGGUUACUCAUUUGUUGGUGCAUGGAAACUCUACAACGAGGCAGUAUUUUGCAGAAUGGGUUUUUGAUGAAUUUUUAUUCUACUUAUACUCAAUGAGGAGCUCUUUUAGAAAAAUAAGGAGCUCAUAUAUUGUUAAUUUAUUUAUAGUCUAUGUUGUUAUCAGUCGUUGUUA